Messenger RNA from Ictalurus furcatus (blue catfish), 6991 nucleotides. It is a transcript of the gene suco, whose product is annotated as SUN domain containing ossification factor. Gene Ontology annotation, biological process: protein folding in endoplasmic reticulum; regulation of bone remodeling. NCBI's taxonomy places the organism in Eukaryota, Metazoa, Chordata, Actinopteri, Siluriformes, Ictaluridae. The transcript has 24 exons. Gene Ontology annotation, cellular component: membrane; cytoplasm. Bases 306 to 4283 code for a protein of 1325 amino acids. The record is from RefSeq and is a predicted model, not a curated record.
UGUGGGCGGAGCCAGCAGUACCCGCGAUUCCUAUUGGUGCAGAUGGCUCACCACUAUAGAGGGGGAGGAGCUAAAGAGGCCUAGAGACAGAGCGGGGACCAGAAGCGGCCGAGCAACGGCGUGAGCAGGUCGCUGCUGGAGAGCUGUAUACAGUCCAGGGAGAAACACCCACACCCCCUUGUCACUGUAUAUGUAGUUAUACUUAAUUUUUAUUUUAUUUUUAAAUUAAGCUUAACUUGUUUCUGGGUUGAGUGCAAACGAAGAGGUAAUAAAGACGCGAGGAUGUUGGUCCCCGCGGGAAGAUAAUGAAGAGGCUGUGUGUGUUGUUGCUGUGCCUCACUGUAGCUCUCCUGUGCUGGUCUCCCAGGCAUCAUGUCCAAUGUUCAGAACAGCCGUCUUCAGGCCCAGAACUCGCUGCACAGGACGGUACCCCACACUCGACACAGGAGAAGGGGGAUAAUGACAAGGUUGAGGAGGAAUGGGAAUCAGAGUUAUCAUACAGCGUGGGCUUGGAGGCAGAGAGGGCUGCACAAGAGGAGCGGCUCAUACAUGACACAACAGAAGAAGACAAACCUGAAAAGGCUGUGAAUAUAGUAGAGCAGGUGGUGGAAGAGGUACACAUCGUGCCAGAGACACAGCAGUCAGCGGCAUAUCCCAGCUCUGACCCGCAAGAGUCCGCUCAAACACAAUCCCUGCCGUCAUCUUCAUUGUCACCAUCACCAUCCUCACCUGCACCACAUCAGGUUGAGACCGAACUCCCUAAGGCCCUGCCUUCUCCAGGCGACGCUGCUGCUGAGGAUACUUCUUCUUCUCCUCCUCUAACUCCUCCUCCUCCUGCUGCUGCUGCUGAACCAUCCUCAGAUCUCCACAUAGACCCAAACACUAAUGCGGACAUCAGCGCUGACUCGGGGAACGCACCUGAACCAGCGUCACCUACCUCACACUCCUCCCCGGAAAGCCCCUCCAGUGCACUAGAGGUUGCCAGUGCUGGUGCCCCACUAAAGAACUCUAGUGCCAGUCAAUGUGAGCUGGGCUCUGUGGCCCCCUCCAGCCAGCUCCUUGCCUCUUGCGCCACUCUCAGCAGUGUAUUAGUGGAGUCAGUGGAGAAUCAGGAUCCAGGGACCAACGCCGACCUGACUUCCUCUGUGGAUUCGGCUGAGCCGGUCUUCGCACAGAGGGAGCACACAGUCAAUGCCUCACACCCCUCACAGGACCAGGAAGUGGUGGCUGAACCUGAGGGAGGGACUGAUCCCCCUGUCCCUGGUAAAGAGGACAUCCCCACCUUUGAUGAGUGGAAGAAGAAAGUGAUGGAGGUGGAGGAGAAGAAAAGUCAGUCUUUGCACACCUCAUCCAACGGCAGCCCCCACCCGGUGAAAAAGAUCCAGAAGAACUUUAAGAAUAAUUACGCCUCUGUGGAGUGUGGGGCCAAAAUCCUCGCAGCCAACAAUGAGGCCAAGAGCACUUCUGCAAUUCUAAUGGAGAAUAUGGAUCUUUACAUGCUCAACCCCUGCAGUAAUAAGAUUUGGUUUGUUAUUGAGCUCUGUGAGCCGAUCCAGGUGAAGCAGCUGGACAUUGCAAAUUUUGAGCUCUUCUCCUCCACGCCAAAAGAUUUCCUGGUGUCAAUCAGUGACAGAUACCCGACCAAUAAGUGGAUCAAGCUUGGCACCUUUCAUGCACGUGAUGAGCGCACAGUGCAGAGCUUCCCCUUGGACGAACAGCUGUAUGCCAAAUAUGUUAAGAUGUUCAUCAAGUACAUAAAGGUUGAGCUGCUCUCUCAUUUUGGUUCGGAACAUUUUUGCCCCCUUAGUCUAAUCAGGGUGUUUGGUACCAGUAUGGUGGAGGAGUAUGAUGAGAUUGCUGACUCACAGUAUCCCUCAGAGAGGGUUGAGUACUUGGAUGAGGAUUAUGACCUCCUUUUCAUAGAUUACCCUCCAGGAUAUCAUCCUUCUGAAGAUAAAGCAUCAAAGAACCUCCUGGGUUCUGCUACAAAUGCAAUCCUAACAAUGGUUAACAACAUUGCUGCGAAUGUGCUUGGGGGCAAGCCAGAGCUUGAAGAUGGAGCCGAGAUGGAAGGUAAUAUAUCGUCUGGGACCGAGAACAUCACGGAAGUCACCGAAACUACACUCACACCAACCUCGACACUCGCGCAGCAACAAGAAAUGCAGCAAACUCCAGAGCUGGAUUCCACUCCGGUGAAGCCAGAUCCAGAAGUACCCAUUCCAGAGUCUCCCUCUACUCCUUCGCCUGAGGAGAGUCGCAUAGUCAUCCUCAUUGAAGAUGAAGAGGAAGAGCCGACUCCACCCACGGUGACCCUGCUGGAGGAGGAACGUGACGAGGAGAGGCGGCGCGAGGAGGCACGCCUCAGGGAGAGCGCCUUUUACUGCUCCCAACUUCCCACUUUGUCCUGCUUAGCCAGUCUCCACGAGCACCUGCACCUCUACUGUUCCGCAGCGCUGGCUCUGCAACGGCUACGUCAAGCGCACCACAUGCAUUCCAACACGCAUACACUAUCAACACAACUCCCAGACCCCAGUCCAAUCCAAACCCCCUCGUCGCCCUCCGAGAAGUCUUCAGAAGUAGAGCCGACACAAAGUGAAGAGACUGCGCCUACCGACAUGCCCUCUGUUACUCUGGAUCCAAUCGUUGACCCCCAGAUUUUAUUAGAGCCGAGCCACACCUCCUCCCUUCCUCAUCACAGCUACACUGAGACUUCGGUCUCCAAAGCCACGCCCACUGAGGGCAUUCCUGAUUCACUGCCCACAGAUGAGCCCCAGGAUCUGAUGCCACGGUACAUGGAGCACAUUCCCGAAACGCAGACUCACACCUUUACCAGUACCUCUCUCGGUUCCACCUUCACCUCUACCACCUCCUUCAGCCUCACUUCCACCGCUUCACUUCUCAUCCCUGAGACCACAGAGCUACCCCCCACACUCACCAAAGAGCAGCUUGUCCAUUCUGUUCCCACACCUAUCCGGCCUACCGAAAUCCCACCUCCCACAGAACUGCCUGUGCCGGGCCCAGAGCUUUCUGCAGGCGUUGAGGAUGUCCAGCAGGAUGCUGCUCAACUCGCGUCUCAGGAAGAGCCUACGGAGGAGGUGCAGAGCACCCUGCAGCGCACUGCCACAGACUUCUACGCCGAGCUGCAGAACUCGAGCGAGCCAAGCUAUGGGAACGGCAACGGCAACCAUGUGCACGGCUCCAACCAGAAGGAAUCAGUGUUCAUGAGGCUUAACAAUAGGAUCAAAGCCCUGGAGAUGAACAUGUCGCUCAGCAGCAGAUACUUGGAGGAGCUCAGCCAGAGGUAUCGUAAACAAAUGGAGGAGAUGCAGCGGGCGUUCAACAUGACCAUCAUUAAACUGCAGAACACGUCCAGAAUUGCAGAGGAGCAGGAUCAGAAACAGACAGAGGCCAUCCAGAUGUUGCAGAGCCAGCUGGAGAAUGUCACCAAGCUCAUGCUUAACCUAUCGGUCACUGUGGGUCAGUUACAGAGAGAGGUGUCAGACAGGCAGAGUUACUUGGUGGUGUCUCUGGUGUUGUGUCUGGCUCUGGGCCUGCUGUUGUGUGUGCAGUGCUGCUGCAGCUCCUCCAAUAACAGAAGCGCUGUGAUCCCUGUGAGCAACCACUACCCCAGUCCCAAGAGGUGCUUCUCCUCUUACGAUGACAUGAGUUUGAAGCGGAAAGUUUCAUGCCCCCUCAUACGGUCCAAGUCACUUCAGCUUCCCCCUUCAGAUGUAGGUCCUGAUGACUUGUACAUUGUAGAACCUCUAAGGUUUUCUCCAGAGAAAAAGAAAAAGCGCUGCAAAAUGAAAGGCGAGAAAGCGCCUCUGACGGUUGCUAACUGCAGCCCUGAUGGCGAGAGUGUAAGCGUGCCACAAUUCCUGCCGACAGCCUGCGACCACGACGCGUCCACCUGCUCAUCCAGAGAGGGCGUGGCAGAGGGCAGCUCUGAAGGCUCAUCCUCCUCCUCCUCCUCCUCAUCUACAGUGUCGGAUGAGUCCAACUCCAGUAUCCCUCCCGUUAAUGGCCACUGUGUGGGUCUAAAUGACGGGCAGCUCCCAAUGACCAAGAGCAAGACAGAGAAGAGGUCUUUGAAGCGCCGGCGGUCUAAAAUGGCUGAUCAGCAACAGCAGCCACAGUCACGUGGGCACUACGGCGCAGGGUUACUGCACGCCCCCGUUCCGGUGACGACGUGCGUCAUACCAACGCUUCAGCAGCUGAUGAAGAGAAAACAGGAACUCGGCAUGGGGACUUUUGGAGUAACGGCCGUCACUGGCCAUGUCUGAGAACUUUCUUCAGCGCUAUCUCACACGCAUCUAACACACAGCUUUAUAGACCGAAAAAGUCGAUUGAAUCGCGCCAUCAACUAGGAGGAAGUGGGUGAUGUUAUCGUGUUAUUCCCCCCCCCCCUUCACCAAGCCAGACUCUGCCACGUACGCUCGAGCACAGAGAGAAAUUUGGACUCCAUGACAGUAACACAACUCUCGUUUCCCUCCAGUAUCUUUAUCCUUCCGUUCUAAAAUCUUCUCCUUUUUCAUGUGCCUUUAUUUUCCGUUAACAAACUGAAAACAGACCACAGAUCAAGGUGAAGGGUCUUUUUUUUGUUUUUUUGUUUUUUUUUUUUGUUCUUUGUUCUCUUUUCUUCUCCUUCUGAUUUUUGGAGCAUUUUAUCUCUAAAGGGGAUGGAAUACAAAAAGAAAUACUAACUUUUGAGAAGUAUGACUGAGUCUACUUUUGGACCAGCAGGACAGCAACGGAAGGCUAGGAGUGGACUUCCUCCAAACCCUCUUCCUACACACUACCACAUUAUCUCGGGCCACGCUCUUCUUUUUACACCCACUCUGAUUUUCAGUACAGACCACAGUGUUACCUUCGUUCUCUAGUGUUCACACUUUCCCCUCUGUUGGGAAACAGGUUUAUUUUUACUUGCACACUCCCUCUUGUAUGCUUUCUCUUCUGUGUGCGUCUAUGUGAAACUCUAGUUGUAUCCAUUGUGUAGCAGGACCUGUGUGUGUGGGGAUCACAUAGCAAGUGGCUCUAUAGCACUUUAACAUCCUUCAGUCCAGUGAGCGGAACUGAAUGAAGAACAGAUCCAGCCAUUUUCUUUGCCUGUUCAUUUUGUGUGCUGCUCUUUCUUUUUUUUUUCUCCUCUUCCUUUCUGUCUUUUCCUCUUCCAUUCUCAGAUUUGUUUUGAAGUGUUAAUUUAACAAGUUCAGGCAGGGCCUGAACGCCACAAACGUGUGUGUGUGUGUGUGUGUAUUCACACACACACACACACACACACACACACACACACACACACACACACACACACACACACACACUCUCAUAUAGACCUGAAAAACACGACUGUAGUCUUAUACGAUUCAUUCAGGCAUUUUCCUGCAUCCAGACUCGUUUGUUUCCUUGGCUUUCUCUACCUUUAGUUCUUUUUCAACAGUAAGGAAAGUUUAUUAAUAUUUUUAUUCCAAACGGUCAGUUACAUGUACAUUCUCCUAUCUGUUACCGGUACAUUUAUAAAUAAAUAACUGUCUCUAUAAAGUGUCUGUCCUGAUCUCCCCCCCCCCCCCCCCCCUGCACAGUGGAUACUGUGUGUAAUUUUAUUUAUAUAUUUAUUUAUUACACUGUUGACUUGGGCUGUUUGAACUUAGGGUCAGGGGUUAAUAGAGGGCAUUUUAGCCCGUAGGGUGUCUUAAAUAUUUAUUGAAAAUCAUUAUCGUACACACGCACGUAGUCGUGAAACAUGCAGUGGUACACCUGUUUUCUUCUUGUUUUCUGCCACCUUCUUUAUGUAAUCCUGAGAAAGCUGGAGUCAAAAGCGCUAGCCAAAUGCCACCCACCACACGCACACAUCAUGCAGAUCCUUUAAAUAUUUGACUAGAUUCACGAUCACUAAUUCUUAGUAUUUUCUAAUGUGAUGAGCCUGGUGUAAGACACUGGUUAGAAACUGUCGUGUGUUAUGGGUGUGUGUUUGAUGGAUCUGUUCUGAUGAGUUCUUCAUUGUAUUGUUUGCAAUUAUAAUCGUGUGUGUGUGUGUGUGUGUGUGUGUGUGUGUGUGUAAAGCUGCUCAAUUUCUAAUCUGCAUUUUCGUAUUAUAUUUGUGAAAACACUUGCAUCUUUCUCAUUCCUUAUAUAUGCCACUGUACAUGAAGCAUUCUUUAACUGUUUCGCUUCCUCUUUAUUUAUAUCUCUCACUUAUCUGUGUUUGUGUGUGUCCCUGUUUGACCGGCUCACUGGACUGCUCAACAGCCCACUCUAGAUUUAUGCCAUUAACUCAUUUGGUCAUGCAUAGUCUCGGCUAAAAAAUUAUUUUUCCCCACUCAUUCAUUUCAGCUUGUCUGUGAUCAGUGCUCUGUAAAGAAUGUGAACUUUGUCUGAAUGGUAACAAAGGGGAAAGGUUCAGGUGGUUUCAAACACACCAUCUUGAGUUAUUCUACAUUCAGAGGGAGGUUGUUGUGGGUUUUUUUUUUAUAUUCUAUUUUUUUUUUAAUUAUAUGUUUAAUCAUGAUCUCCUUUCUAUAUUGUUUUGAAUGUAUAUGAAAAUGUGUUUGUUUGUAAUUUGUUUCCAGUGUGUAUGGGUGUUUUCAAGCUGCAUGGAAGAUUAAUUAACCGUAUAACCCCAGUGAUCAGAGCCCUGUGUCUCAGGCUCCCACUCCCUCAGCACUUUGGAGAACUCCUCAUGCCUUUUUUUUGUUUUGUUUUUUUUGUUUUUUUAAAUAAAAAAAAAACAACACACUAGCACUUGUUUAAAGUGCUUCUUCUCCACCAUGCUUUUCUUGGUGUCCUCUAGUGGCCAUGGGCUCAUGUAUUUAAGUGGCCAAUAGCAGACACCAAAUUGUACACCAGAUAAUCUGUGAGGAUGAGAUGCACAGGUUUUUUUUUUUUUGUUUUUUUUUUUAAUAAUUAUUUUUGGAAACAGGUUUAACUAACUACAAUGAUGUAGUGCCAAUAGAAACUGUGAAUUUCUAAAUAAAGACACUUUUUUUUUUUCUUU